CCGGCAUGGACACCCGCCUGCUCUGCCUGCUCCUUGCAGCCUGCGCGGCCGUCCUGCCGCUGGACCUCCGCCGCUGCCCGCCUCAGCACUGUUACGACGAGCUGGUCGCUCCCCUUUACUCCUCUUCCAUCGGUGCCUCCUCUCGUUACAACAUCUUCUACUCGUCCAGCUUUGCCCGGCUGCACAGCAGCAGUGGCUGGUCUCCAGACCCCAGCGACAAGCAGCCCUGGCUCCAGAUCGACCUGAUGCAGAAGCACAAGAUCAAUGCGGUGGCCACACAGGGGACAUACAACACGUAUGACUGGGUGACGCAUUACAUCGUGCUGUACGGGGACCACCCCAGCAGCUGGAAGCCCUUCUUCCAGCUGGGGAGUAACUGGACAUUCUUUGGGAACGUGAACGAGAGCGGGGUGGUGCGCCAUGACCUGCACUACCCCAUCCUGGCUCGCUACAUCCGCAUCAUCCCCAGGGCCUGGAACCCGCGAGGCAAGAUCGGCCUGCGCCUGGGCCUCUAUGGCUGCCCCUACUGGUCUGAUGUGCUGUACUUCGAUGGGGACGAUGCCAUCUCCUACCGCUUCCGCGGGAAAACUGUCCGCACUUCCCAGGAUGUCUUCACCUUCAGCUUCAAGACGAUGGAGCGGGAGGGGCUGCUGAUGCACGGUGAGGGCUCCCAGGGGGACUACAUCACCGUGGAGCUGAAACAGGCCCAGCUGGUGCUGCACAUCAGCUUAGGUAGCAGCCCGCUGUACUCCAGUCAGGGACACACGACGGUGACGGUGGGAAGCCUCCUUGAUGACCAGCACUGGCACUCUCUGCGCAUUGACCGCCAUGGUCACCACGUCAACCUGAGCCUGGACGGGGAGGUCAAACGCUUCCGUUGCAAUGGGGACUUCCAGCAGCUGGACCUGGACACCGAGCUGUUCUUCGGCGGUGUGAUCAGUCAAAAGAAUCAGAGCCUGGUCUAUCGACAGAACUUCCGGGGAUGCAUGGAGAACAUCUUCUUCAACAGGGUCAACAUCGCCGACCUGGCCCGCAGGAGAGCGUCCAACAUCCGCUUCGAGGGCCACGUCAGCCACUACUGCCAGGACCAGCCCUACAUGCCCAUCACCUUCGCUGGCAUCAACAACUACCUGCAGGUGCCAGGCAUCCCACGCCGAAACCGCUUGUCUGUCAGCUUCAAGUUCCGCUCCUGGGACACGGUGGGGCUGCUGCUCUACACCAGCUUCGCCGAGCACCUGGGCUCCCUGGAGAUGGUGCUGAGCAAUGGCCAGGUCAACGUCUCCAUUGCCCAGUCUGGCCGCAAGAAGCUGGAGUUCGCUGCAGGGUACCGGCUGAACGACGGCUUCUGGCACAUGGUGGAGCUGGUGGCACGGGACGGCUCGGCUGUGAUCACCAUCGACGACAAUGACGGGGCCGAGUUCCGGGUGGCCCACCCCUUCCAGCUGCGCACCGGGACCCAGUACUUCUUUGGAGGCUGCCCCAAACCCGCCGCCAUCACCGGCUGCCUGUCGAACCAGACGGCCUUCCAUGGCUGCCUGCAGAGCAUCAGCGUUGAUGCCCAGCCCGUGGAGCUGGACCUGCUGAGGCAGGAGCGGCUGGGGAAAUACUCCAACGUAUUCUUCAAUAUGUGCAGCAUAACCGACAGGUGCACCCCCAAUCUGUGCGAGCACGGCGGCCGCUGCCUGCAGUCCUGGGAUGACUUCACCUGCGUCUGCGACCUGACGGGAUACAAGGGAGAGACCUGCCACAAAUCCCUUUACAAAGAGUCGUGUGACGCGUAUCGGCUCAGUGGGAAAACAUCUGGGAACUUCACCAUUGACCCUGACGGCAGUGGGCCUCUCAAACCCUUUACCGUCUACUGCGACAUCCGAGAGGAUCGGGCAUGGACCAUCGUCCGGCACAACCGGCACUACGCCACGCGGGUGAGGGGCUCCAGCGUGGACCGGCCCUUCCUGGGCGCUGUGGAGUACUGGAACGCCUCGUGGGCGGAGGUGGCGGCCCUGGCCAACGGCUCCGAGUACUGCGAGCAGCACCUGGAAUUCUCCUGCUACAGCUCCCGCCUGCUCAACACCCCCUACGGGCCACCCGUCAGCUUCUGGAUGGGCCGCCACGACCAGCGCCAUUACUACUGGGGGGGCUCCCCGCCGGGCGUCCAGCGCUGCGCCUGCGGCCUGGACAAGAACUGCGUCGACCCCAAGUACUUCUGCAAUUGUGACGCUGACCAUGCCCAGUGGAGGACGGACAAGGGGCUGCUGAACUUCGUGGACCACCUGCCCGUCACCCAGGUCGUGGUGGGAGACACCAACCGCUCCCAGUCCGAGGCCCAGUUCCUGCUGGGGCCGCUGCGCUGCUACGGAGACCGGAACACCUGGAACACCGUCUCCUUCAACAAAGGCGCCUCCCUCGUGUUCCCCACCUUCCUGGCCAACCACAGCCUGGACAUUUCCUUCUACUUCCGAACCACCGCCCUCUCCGGGGUCUUCCUGGAGAACUGGGGCUGCAGGAACUACAUCCGCAUCGAGCUCAACACCACCAGAGACGUGGUGUUCGCGUACGACAUUGGGAACGGGGACGAGAACCUGACGGUGAGAUCCCCUGUCCCCUUCAGCGAUGACGAGUGGCACCAGGUGAAGGCCGAGAUCAACGUGAAGCUGGCGCGGCUGCGGGUGGACAAGAUGCCCUGGGUGGUGCGGCUGGCCCCACCCCAGAGCUACGUCCGGCUGGAGUUCGACAGGCCCCUCUACGUGGGCUCGGCCGAGCACCGGCUGCACCCCUUCCUGGGCUGCCUGCGGGCGCUGCGCGUGAACGGGCAGACGCUGAACCUGGAGGGCAAGGCCAACGAGACGGAGGGCGUGCGGGUGAACUGCACCGGCUACUGCCAGUACCCGCGGGUGCCCUGCCUGAACAGCGGGCUCUGUGUGGAGCGCUACAGCCACUACACGUGCAACUGCAGCCUCUCUGCCUUCGACGGGCCCUUCUGCAACCGCGACAUUGGUGCCUACUUCGAGCCGGGCACCUGGGUUCGCUACAACAUCCUGCCGGCUGAGCUCUCGGCCGCCCGUGCGUUUGCCAGCAUCCUGAGCCAGCCGCUGCCGGGCUACAACCUGACCAGCGAGGAGCUCAGCUUCAGCUUCCGCACCAGCACUGCGCCUGCCGUCCUGCUCUAUGUCAGCUCCUUCCGCCGGGACUACGUGGCUGUGCUCAUCCGGGAGGACGGGAGCCUGCAGCUGCGCUACCAGCUGGGCACCAGCCCCUACGUCUUCCCGCUGACCACUGCGCCCGUGACGGACGGGAGGCCCCAUCGCAUCAACAUCACCCGCAUCAACCGUACACUCUACACCCAGGUGGAUUAUUUCCCCGUCACGGAACAGCAGUUCUCCUUGUUCGUGGACAGGAAGCUGGACUCGCCCAAGAACCUGUACCUGGGGCGCGUGAUGGAGACAGGCAUGAUUGACCCCGAGAUCCAGAAGUACAACACGCCCGGCUUCUCGGGCUGCCUAUCAGGGGUGAAGUUCAACAGCAUCCUGCCCUUCAAAGCCAUCUUUCGCCCCAGCGGCAGGCCGGCGCCCUACCGCAUCAAGGGGGAGCUGGUGGAGUCCAACUGCGCCUCCAUGCCCCGCAGCAUCAUGGACAUCCCCCCCGAAAUGGACCCCUGGUACCUGGGCACAGAGUUCCCCCAUGUGCACGACGAUGGCUGGCUCGGGAUCAUCACUGGCUUUGUGACCUUCUUGCUCCUGCUCCUGGCCGGGCUGCUGCUGCUGCUGUAUCUCCACCACCACCGCUACAAGGGCUCAUACCUCACCAACGAGCCCAAGGCCGUCCAGGACUACCACGGCCCCGGGAAGCCCCGUCCCACACAAGGACCAGAACCUGCCCCAGAUCCUGGAGGAGGCGAAAGGCGAAUAGCCGCCGGCUGCAGGGGAAGGAAGGGGUUAAUGCCUCAAACGCUGGCACCUCCUGUGCGGUGCUGGGAGGGGAACGAGUGCUGCCGGACCAAAGGGGCCAAGCAACCCAGAACUGCCAGAACCCAGCUCCCGCUGGGGCGUCUGCUCCUUCCCCCCUCCACUGCAGCUCCCCUGCCCAUGGGCAGGGCCCACGUCUUCCUCCUGGAAUUACACUGAGCCGAGCACUGGCACAGUCACAAGCCCCCUGCACUGCACACCGAGCGGAAGGUAGGGGCCACGCAGAACAACCCCCAGCCCCAAUCCCCCUGGAACCAGCUGGUGCAAUCGCUCCUGCCCCCAUGGACUCCUGUCAGGUGAGAUGGGCCUACCCGGAGAUGCCAUCUCAGCCCAAGCCCGGGGAGUGGGGCACGUCUGGUGGCUGCCAACCCACCUCCCCUAUAAACCCCGCAGCGGCCCCUUGGAGGAGACAUGGGCCUUCCGCGGGGCCGGUUAGCAGUGCUAGCAGCUAGAUUUCCUGCUUGUUUGCUCGCUUAGCCAAAGCCAUGAAGUGACCCAUGUACUACAGAGCACUGGAACACGGCCCGGAGCGUGCCCUGCACCCCGGCUGCCCCUGCAAUGGCUCGCUCGUGCACGCCCCCUCCCCCCGCACUCGCUGCUCUCAUACAACCAGGUAAAGAUCGUUGGAGUCUUUCUACCAUUUUCGCUGCUGACCGGUUGAUUACACACACACGGUUUUUUAUUCUCUCCGUUUGUAUAAAAAAACAAGAAGAAACCAGAGCGGCUGCUCCGGGUGAGUGCGGCCUGGGGCACAGGCUGUCGGGUGCUACCUCUCUGCAACAGGGGCAAGCCCUGCUGAGACCAGCCGGCCCCAGGACCGCCCCGUUCACGUGCUGCAGCGGGACAGACAUGCAUUGAGUGACCCAAAAGCCCGGCUUUGCUGGGUGUUUUAUUUUACAGCUGUUUUGUUGACUGACACAUGAGGAUGUGCAAAUAAAGGCAGAAUGACAGAGUUCAACACCCCCAGCCUCGGGUUUGCUUGUGCAGCAGGAGAAGGGGGUUUCCCUGCCUAGGGACGCUGUGCUGGCAGUGAAACAGGCCCCUUUGCCAGUGUCCUACUGUGGGUGGUAGAGCCGGAGCAUAGGAGGGACAGGGUGGUGGGAUCAGAGCUGGGCCCAGAAGCAGCCUGGGGGGCCAGAGAGUGGGGCAGGUGUAGGUCACACAGCUCCUUCCUUGAACCAAGGAAAGCUCAGAGCAAGGUCCAGGGGGCCCCAUGCAGGAGCCUCCCCCUCCCAGCCUCUGCGGGUGGCGACUCACUAGGCUGGAGUGUGGAUGAGCUGAAAUGCCCGGCAAAGCGACGCUGUGCAGGGCGAGCACUCGUCCCCUUCCCCGUGCCUGCUGGUCACUAGUCACUGGAGCGCCAACUACGGCCCUGCCCCUGCCCCCGUGGGCACAGCAGGGAUCCCCAGGGCCAGAUGUAACUGAACUGGGCCAGCCACUCAGACCAAGACGCCUGUUCUGUGCCCAUCUCUAGCACCAGGCAAUGCUGGAGUCACCAUGCCCCCACGCUCCUGCUGUUAGCCCCGUCAGGCCUGCUCCGAGCUUGCAGGUGGGACCAGAACAAUACUGCAGCCAGGUGUCCAUGUGCAGCAGGGCACCUCCAGGGCAGGGGCAGUUCUCAGCAGGGCCAAGCUAAGGAUCGUAAUGGCCACUCACCGCUCCUCUGAACUGCUCUGGUGCAUCCAGGCCCCAGUGCAGCAGGGCGAGCUCCCACUCGGGCUGGGGUAAGAACGGAUGCUGGCAGCCAGGCCGGGGAGGACAUUCGCUACCACUUUAUUAGGACAAAGAUUACAAGCCACAUCAGUUUUAAAGUGCAUAUAAUUCACGGCAGCAGACCACAGACACAAAGCCUCUCACUGCGCAGACAGCCAAGCUCAGGGGGCAAGUCACUGGAUGGGGAGGGUGGUAUGGUGCCAGAGAGGGAUGGGUCACUCAGUCAGACAAGGGGGCCCAAGCGCACACACCCCUGCCAGCCUCAGGGAGGGAGAUCGGCCUAACCACCCGGGGGGGGGGGG
Molecule: messenger RNA, 5977 nt
Organism: Gopherus evgoodei (Goodes thornscrub tortoise)
Lineage: Eukaryota; Metazoa; Chordata; Testudines; Testudinidae
Gene: CNTNAP1
Product: contactin associated protein 1
Source: RefSeq, a predicted model, not a curated record